AAUAUUUACCUUCUGAAUCUUACCGGUAGGGUUUAAGGAAAGUGGAGCUUGAAGGAGUUUAAUUCUCAAUCCAGAAGUCUUCCACAAACCAGCCUAAGGAGCCCUGUAUGGAUGGAUGCACAUCUAACUGUAAGGGCAGGACUACAUAGCUGAUUCCGCCGCGAUCCGCCGCGCAAAAUCGCAGGCGUCACAUCGGAUGCGACGGAAAUAAGGGGCAGACAGACAAUCGGAUUGUUCGAACACAGAAAUGGCCAGAAAACGCAAGGGGCUGCAGAAUGGGGAUGCGGACCAGAAAUCUAUUCAAAGCCAAGAAUCCAACUCCAUGAAUCUAAAGAAACAGGUUGGUCUAAUCAGCGGAAUAAGUCUCAUUGUUGGAACCAUAAUUGGCUCAGGCAUCUUCAUUUCUCCUAAAUCUGUCCUUUCCAACACAGGAGCAAUAGGACCAUGCUUGAUUAUUUGGGCAGUCUGUGGGGUUAUCGCUACACUGGGUGCACUGUGCUUUGCUGAGCUGGGCACGAUGAUAACAAAGUCUGGAGGAGAGUAUCCCUACCUCAUGGAAGCAUUUGGGCCAAUCCCAGCUUUCCUUUUCUCGUGGGCCAGUCUCAUUGUGAUUAAGCCAUCAUCGUUUGCUAUAAUAUGCCUCAGCUUUGCAGAGUAUGUCUCCGCUGCCUUUUACCCUGGCUGUGACCCCCCAGUGGUUGUUGUUAAGUGUCUGGCUGCAGCUGUCAUCUUGGCAAUCACACUGGUGAAUUCACUCAGUGUAAAGCUGGCAAGUUAUGUUCAGAAUUUCCUCACGGCGGCAAAGAUGAUUAUUGUUAUAAUCAUUAUUGUAAGUGGCAUCGUUCUGCUAGCACAAGGAAAAACCCAGAACUUUGAAAACAGUUUUGAAGGUGCUACAAUCACAGUUGGGGGUAUCAGUUUGGCUUUGUAUAAUGGCCUGUGGGCAUAUGAUGGAUGGAACCAACUAAAUUAUAUCACAGAAGAGCUUAAAAAUCCAUACAGAAAUCUACCACUAUCUAUAAUUAUUGGAAUUCCUCUUGUCAUUGUUUGCUACAUUUUGAUCAACAUAGCUUACUUCACUGUCUUGACACCGACAGAGCUUCUGCAGUCUCCAGCUGUAGCAGUGACAUUUGGGGAUCGAGUUCUGUACCCUGCAGCCUGGGUGGUUCCAUUGUUUGUAGCAUUUUCAACUAUUGGAGCAGCCAAUGGCACAUGUUUUACUUCUGGAAGACUUGCCUUUGUUGCUGGCCGCGAGGGCCACAUGUUGAAAUUUUUGUCCUAUAUCAGUGUCAAGCGUUUGACUCCAUCUCCAGCCAUUGUCUUCUAUGGCAUUAUUGGUAUGAUUUACAUAAUUCCAGCCGACAUCGACACCCUUAUUAACUACUUCAGCUUUGCUGUUUGGCUGUUUUAUGGUUUAACUAUUGCUGCACUUGUUGUUAUGAGAUUCACCAGGAAAGAACUGAAACGACCUAUCAAGGUUCCAAUAGUAAUCCCUAUUAUUAUGGUUUUAAUCGCGAUUUAUUUGGUUUUGGCACCUAUCAUCGACAAGCCUGAAUUAGCUUACCUGUAUUGUGUGCUAUUUAUUUUAAGUGGUCUUAUCGUAUAUUUCCCAUUCGUGCAUUACAAAGUCAAAUGGGCACAAAAAAUAACAAGGCCAAUAACCAUGUUUGUCCAGAUGUUGAUGGAAGUAGUUCCGCCAGAAGAAACAGCUGAAAGUAAAACUGACCAGCUCUAAUAAAUGAAUAUAACCAUGGACUGGAAAUAUGUAUUUAAUUGCAUUCUGUGAGGCAAAGUUGCCCCAUAGUUGUACAUAUUGUAAAUGUGUUAUUGAGUUCAUUCACCUUAUAAGGUAAAUUAACUUGCAAAUGUAUUUUUUUGGUUAUUAAAUCAACUAAGCAGCAGAUAUUGUAAAGAUUUGCAGAUUGUUAUGUAUUCUUUCUGUGAAAUAGAAUGGAGAGUGGAUACAUAGAGACUCUGAGCAGAAGAAUCUCCUAUCAGCAUGCUGCAGAAGAAAAAUGACAUUACAUUUAAAUAGACAUAUGUAAAUACUUGCUUUAUAAAAAGCUGAGAAAAUGGUUUGAUGAUAUCCCCCGUUUAUAUAAACACCAUGGGACCACUCUGGGGUACUUCAAAUAAAAGAAACGUAUGAAGAAUGAACUGUGCCCUCUAUAAUGAUGGGUCCACAGUUUAAUGUCUGAUUCCGUUACCUGUUCAUAAGGCCCUAAGAAAAUAUGAUAACAAAAUAAAUAUGACAAAUACA
Molecule: messenger RNA, 2260 nt
Organism: Xenopus laevis (African clawed frog)
Lineage: Eukaryota; Metazoa; Chordata; Amphibia; Anura; Pipidae
Gene: slc7a9.S
Product: solute carrier family 7 (amino acid transporter light chain, bo,+ system), member 9 S homeolog
Exons: 14
Coding region: 248-1735 (495 amino acids)
Biological process (GO): transmembrane transport; L-alpha-amino acid transmembrane transport; L-cystine transport
Cellular component (GO): apical plasma membrane; membrane
Molecular function (GO): L-amino acid transmembrane transporter activity; neutral L-amino acid transmembrane transporter activity; transmembrane transporter activity
Source: RefSeq, a predicted model, not a curated record